Meloidogyne enterolobii is the source of this 1785-nucleotide messenger RNA. The record is from the annotation of a GenBank genome assembly. NCBI's taxonomy places the organism in Eukaryota, Metazoa, Nematoda, Chromadorea, Rhabditida, Meloidogynidae.
AAAAUUUUCUUUUAUGUAACAAUUAGGAUGCAAAGUUUUGCGAUUAACAUGGGUGAUGAAGGAAUGCCUGAUUCAACUAUUUUUGUAGAAGAUUGUGAAGUAAUUGCACCCUCUACCUCUUUACUUACCGAUCAAAAUGAUUUACAACGUCAAAAUGAAUUUAUAAAUGUUGACAACUUUGUGAGAGAUAUUUUUGCAAAUGAUACCAAAUUUUUACAAUCAGCGGCAACAGAAUCGAAUGAAGCAAAUAUUAUUGAUGAAAUCUUUACAGAAAAACCGCCUAAAAUCCUUAAAGAUUAUCUUUUCGGCAAUGUAAUUGGAGAAGGCUCUUAUAGCAAAGUUAAAGAAGUUUUGCAUGUUAAUUCGUUGAUUAGGAGAGCUAUUAAAAUAAUUAAAGAUAAAAGGCUUAGAAAAAUUCCUGGAGGUGAACAAAACGUUCAAAGGGAAAUUGAUGUUCUUCGACGGCUUAAUCACUCAAAUGUAGUUAAAGUUGUUGAUAUAUUUCGAAUAGAAGAGAAACAAAAACUUUAUAUUGUUAUGGAGUAUUGUGCACAUUUAUACUUUACUCAACUUCUUGACGGGUUAGACUUUCUACAUGGGAAGCGAAUUAUUCACAAAGAUAUAAAGCCAGGAAAUUUGUUGUUAAGCUUGGAUGGUGUAUUGAAAAUUUGUGAUCUGGGUGUUGCUGAAUUGUUACCACCUAGCUCCGUUGGAAGCGCUGAUGAUUGGUGCACAUUGAUUCAAGGAACUCCAAAGUUUCAGCCGCCGGAAAUUGUUUCGGGUGCACAAGGAAAAUUCAGAGGGUCUUUAGUGGAUAUUUGGGCUUGUGGAGUGACGCUUUAUAAUAUGGUCAGUGGAGAAUAUCCAUUCGAAGGUGAUGUUAUUAUGAAAUUGUUUGAAAACAUUAUCAAUCACCCAUUGCAUAUGCCUUCAAAUGUACAAUUAUCGGCUGAUUUGGAACAAUUGCUUCAUGGAAUGUUACGGAAAGAGCCAGAAAUGCGUUGGAAUUCUUUGCGGAUAAGAGCCAGUAAAUGGUUUUUGCAUAGUCAUAAAAUUGAUGAUACACGGAUAGUUCAUGUGCCGGCAGUAAAGGAUGUGCCUGCUCAUCGACCCCUUGGAGUUUUCCCCUAUUUGGAACAACUUUAUUCUAACUCAGAUUACUAUGAAGAGACAAACGAGUUAAGAGAUGAUUUAGAUUUAAAUGGACAUAUUGAGCAGAAUUGUGAAGGAAAUGGACAUUGCACAAUACAAAGCAUUUUCCCUAUAAAUUCAGAUUUGCCCGUCGCGGAUUUAUCGCUUAAACAAAAUGAGAUCUCUCCUUUAUCGAACACUAAAUUAGAUUCGCCGAACAUUCAAUGGAGGGUGGCAAGUGACCAACAAUUCAAAAAGAAUGGGGAUGAAGAGCGUGAACCAUUUAUAAAUUCCGCAAUUAUGUCAAAUGAAGAAAAGGAAAAGAAGAAAAAUGUAAAAAUUCAAUUUUACGACGAUAAUGAGGGUGAGGGUUGUAGCAGUAAUAUCGUUAAUCAAUGUAACAAUGAAAAUGCUGAUUGGGAUAAACAUCGAAAAAUUGUAAUUACUAAUAAAGACAAUGGUCAAAAUCGAAGAGAAGAUGGGGAAAAUGAAGCAAUAAUCAAUGAAAAUGAAAGAGAUGAUGAACAAAAUUUUGCAGAAGCUAGGAGACGGCAACAACGAGUUAACAUUGCACGACUUCGGCAAGUACUAUUUAUUGCACUCUGCGUAUUGAUAGUUUUUUCUGUUAUUAUUUUACUUAUAUUAAUGCUCUGA